AGUGUCGCACAUGACUUCGCUCAAUUCGCCUUCGCCUUCUGGAACUCGGGAAAGUACCGACAACCUCCUCGAGCAACAUGGAUGCCACCUCGAGGAUGGAAACACAGUAUGUUGGAACGAGGAUAGCAAAGAUCACCCCAGNAAUUGGGGCCCAGUCGCGAAAUGCUACACGACUGUGAUGAUUGCUUGGGUCGAGUUGUUCAUGACUGGUAUAACGGCCGACUCUGCUCGGAUGGAGUACCAUAUGAGUAGAACCCUUGCAGUGUUCGCCUUUGUUACCAUGUAUCUGCUUGGCCAAACUCUUGGAGGCAUAGUCUGCGCUCCGAUAUCUGAGACCUUUGGCCGUCGCACACUAUACAUCGUGUCCUGCGCUGUAUUCUGUGCCUUCUCAGUAGUCACAGCAGCGCCGCCAUCGCCAAUCGCGGUAUACUUUGGUCGCUUUAUCCAAGGUAUCGCAGCUGCCGUUCCUGCUUGUGUAGCAUAUGGCAGUCUUGAAGAUAUGUGGGGUGCCCAGAUAAGAAUCUGGGUCGUAUACUGGUAUACUGUUUCCGGCUUCAUUGGUCUCGUCUUGGGUCCCAUCUACUCAUCGUAUAUCACUCAUUACUAUGGCUGGCGAGCAGUCUUCUACAUCUCCGCUGUAGCAGCCGGAGUGUCAACCAUUCUUUCCUUCUUCAUGAAGGAGACCAAAGCUGAACAGCUUCUGCAGAAGAAGGUGGACGUUAUACAUUCAGAGACUGGUCGCGAUGAUCUGAAUGGUCCUUCAUCUGAAGGAUUCUCAUUCAAGUCUUUUGUCAGAGACUCGCUCUUCCGCCCUCUCAAGUUCCUGGUCACUGAACCUAUAGUAUUCUUCUGUUCAGCACUCUGCGCCAUUGCUUUCGGACUGAUCUAUGGUUUGACAGAAGGCUUGACUGUGGCAUACACCAAUCCACCUUUCAACAGAACAUUUUCUCAAACCUCUUCGUCAUUGUCAUUCAUCGCCAUUCUUAUCGGUAUCCUUCUGGACGUCCUGCCACGCUUCUACGACGACUAUCUGUUCAAAAAGUUCCGCCAGCAGAAACGCCGACUCUUGCCGGAAACUAAGAUCAGAUCUUUCGCUCUUGCAUGUCCUGCCCUCGCCAUCGGCCUCUGGAUCUUCGCUUGGACCAUCCCACCUAGAGUCACCAACGUUCACUGGGUUGUAUCGAUGAUCGGUCUUGUCCUCGUAGGCUUCGCCACCGCCGAUCUUAGUUAUGUGCUCUUCGGCUACUGCACCGAUUCAUAUGGACCCAUGGCUGCGUCUGCUGUUUCCUCGCUCAGCACUUGCCGUACCAUUGCAGCUGCAGUGUUCCCUCUGUUUGCUUACCAGAUGUUCUCGGGCCUGGGAGCGAAUAUUGCUGCGUCCAUCUUGGCUGCUGUGGCGACUCUGUUUGCUUUCACACCUAUUCUUUUCCUCAAGUAUGGACAUACGUUGAGGAUGAAGAGCAAGGUUGCCGCUGCAGAUGAGGAUUGUUUGGCUGAGGAGAACAAGCAUAUGGAAGAUGAUUCAAGUGAAGGGGAGAAAGAGAAGAAAACCGAAGAUGUU
Messenger RNA from Aureobasidium musti, 1561 nucleotides. The record is from the annotation of a GenBank genome assembly. NCBI's taxonomy places the organism in Eukaryota, Fungi, Ascomycota, Dothideomycetes, Dothideales, Saccotheciaceae.